AUGUCAGAAGUUUCGAAAUGGCCAGCUAUCAACCCGUUCCAUUGGGGAUACAAUGGUACUGUUUCACAUGUCGUCGGUGAAAAUGGUUCCAUCAAACUAAAUUUAAAAGACAACAAGGAACAGGUUGAAUUUGACGAGUUCGUUAACAAAUAUGUCCCAACGUUGAAGAAUGGUGCUCAAUUUAAAUUGAGUCCUUACUUGUUCACAGGUAUUUUGCAAACCCUGUACUUAAAUGCUGCUGAUUUCUCUAAGAAAUUUCCUGUAUUCUACGGCAGAGAAAUUGUCAAAUUCUCGGAUAAUGGAGUUUGUACCGCUGACUGGCUCAUGGAUUCCUGGAAGAAGGAUUACAAACUCGAUCAAAGUACUAUGGGUUUCGAUAAGAAAAAAUUUGGUGAAGACGAGAAGGAGACGCAUCCAGAAGGGUGGCCUCGUUUACAACCACGUACAAGGUAUCUGAAGGAUAAUGAAUUGGAAAAUGUAAGGGAGGUUGAUCUGCCCUUAGUAGUUAUCCUACAUGGUCUUGCUGGUGGUAGUCAUGAGCCUAUCAUAAGAUCUCUUGCUGAAAACCUCUCUCGGAGUGGGAGAUUUCAAGUGGUGGUACUAAAUACUAGAGGCUGUGCACGUUCUAAAAUUACAACCAGAAAUUUAUUUACGGCUUACCACACAAUGGAUAUUCGUGAAUUUUUGCAAAGAGAAAAGGAGAGAUAUCCAAAUAGAAAAUUAUACGCUGUGGGAUGCUCCUUCGGUGCUACGAUGUUGGGAAACUAUCUGGGAGAAGAAGGCGAUAAAUCUCCUUUAUCUGCAGCUGCUACCCUGUGCAACCCUUGGGAUCUUCUCCUUUCGGCACUUAGAAUGACCGAGGAUUGGUGGUCAAAGACUUUAUUUUCCAAAAAUAUUGCCCAAUUCUUAACAAGAACUGUUCAAGUUAAUAUGGGUGAACUAGGAGUUCCAAAUGGCUCCCGUCCUGACCAUCCUCCCACAGUCAAGAAUCCAUCUUACUAUAUGUUCACACCUGAAAAUCUAAUAAAGGCAAAAAGCUUUAAAUCGAGUCUGGAAUUUGAUGAAUUGUACACUGCGCCUGCUUUAGGCUUCCCAAAUGCUAUGGAAUAUUAUAAAGCGGCCAGCUCAAUAAGCAGAGUUGAUACAAUUCGGGUUCCUACUCUAGUUAUCAAUUCAAGGGAUGAUCCUGUUGUCGGCCCGGAUCAACCUUACUCAAUCGUGGAAAAAAAUCCUCGUGUUUUGUAUUGUAGAACCGACUUAGGAGGUCAUUUAGCUUACCUAGAUAAAGACAAUAAUUCGUGGGCUACCAAGGCGAUUGCAGAAUUCUUUACUAAGUUUGAUGAAUUAGUUGUAUGA
Molecule: messenger RNA, 1356 nt
Organism: Saccharomyces paradoxus
Lineage: Eukaryota; Fungi; Ascomycota; Saccharomycetes; Saccharomycetales; Saccharomycetaceae
Gene: EHT1
Product: medium-chain fatty acid ethyl ester synthase/esterase
Exons: 1
Coding region: 1-1356 (451 amino acids)
Biological process (GO): medium-chain fatty acid catabolic process; medium-chain fatty acid biosynthetic process
Molecular function (GO): acetylesterase activity; monoacylglycerol lipase activity
Source: RefSeq, a predicted model, not a curated record